Pantherophis guttatus is the source of this 2222-nucleotide messenger RNA. It is a transcript of the gene ISOC1, whose product is annotated as isochorismatase domain containing 1. Lineage: Eukaryota; Metazoa; Chordata; Lepidosauria; Squamata; Colubridae. The record is from RefSeq and is a predicted model, not a curated record.
CGUCCCGGUCCGCUGCCUCUACAGCCCAGGGUGCCCGCCCGUCUGCGCACCAGUCGGGCCAGUGGGAGCGAGGCUCUCCCCUCCCCCGCCCCACCACCACACGGCUUGCUGCCCAUUUCAAGAAGGGAGCAGCGACCUUUCCCUUUCCGCGUCCCCACCUGGCCGUGACUCGCCCAUCCCAGGACAGGUUCCUAUGGUGAGAAGGAGGAGCAGAAGCCGCGAUUGGGGGCCGCCGGCGCCUCCUGUCUGGCCAGGCGGCGGCGGUGACAGGAGGAGGAGGAGCUGCGCCGGCGGAGCGGAACUGGAGCGGCUGCCCGCGAACAUGGCGGCGGCGGAACAGCAGCUUUCGGAAGCCUCAGCCGUCGUCGCUCCUCUCCCGCUCAGUAGCGGCGGCGGGAGCAGCGGCGGCGGCGGCGGUGGCGGCUCUGGGUCUGUGCCGGUGCUCUUUUGCUUUUCGGUCUUCGCCAGACCUUCGACGGUGCCACACGGCUCCGGCUACGAGAUGCUAAUUCAGAAGUUCUUGAACCUCUACGGGGACCAGCUCGACAUGCACCGCAAGUUCGUGCUGCAGCUCUUCUCCGAGGAGUGGAGCCAAUACAUCGACCUGCCCAAGGGCUUCCUGGUGAACGAGCGGUGCAAAUUGCGCCUCGUGCCCUUGCAGAUACAGAUAACUACAUUGGGCAAUCUUACACCAUCGAGCACUGUGUUUUUCUGUUGUGAUAUGCAAGAAAGAUUCAGACCUGCUAUCAAGUAUUUUGGAGAUAUUAUCAGCGUAAGCCAACGAUUGCUUCAAGGUGCACGGAUUUUAGGCAUCCCAAUCAUUGUAACUGAACAGUAUCCUAAAGGUCUUGGAAACACCGUACAAGAAAUUGACUUAACUGGAGCUAAACUUGUUUUACCUAAAACAAAGUUUUCUAUGGUCUUGCCUGAAGUUGAGGCUGCUAUAGCAGAGAUACCUGGAAUCCGCAGUGUUGUUUUAUUUGGAGUAGAAACUCAUGUAUGCAUUCAGCAGACAGCCCUGGAAUUAAUUGGCAGAGGUUUGGAAGUUCAUAUUGUGGCUGAUGCAACCUCUUCAAGAAGUAUGAUGGAUAGAAUGUUUGCUCUGGAGCGCCUUGCUCGCACUGGGAUUAUUGUUACCACUAGUGAAGCUGUAUUGCUGCAGCUGAUAGCUGACAAAGAUCAUCCCAAAUUCAAAGAAAUCCAGAACCUCAUUAAAGCAAGUGCUCCAGAGUCGGGACUUCUUUCUAAAGUAUAAAUACUCUUAAAAGAAUUUGACAGAGGAAAAUGUUAUGAAUACAUAAAUACACUCUCUCACAUGCAGAUGUAUAAUCUCUCAUACACGCCUAUCAAUUGAUGUAUUUUGCUUGCCUUAGCAGAGUUUGUUAUAUUAUGCUUUUCAAGUGCUGGUAUAUUUUAUAGUUAUAGCUCUUUGAGUCUUGGAGUACUGUAGGGUCAUCUUUUCAGAACAAAGGUUAAAUUAGAGGUACAUGUUUGUCAGUAUUGUACCCACUGAUUGUAAUUUAACUCCUCAAACACAACCCCUGUAUUUUUGUGAAACCUUUUUGACUGAAUGAAUAAAUGUACUGUGGAAUUGUUUUACUUUUCGUAUAAUCAAUGAGUAACAUAGAUAAAUGUGUUAAUUAUAUUUUAACAUUCUAUGAAUGAAACAGUAUUUUAAAUGAAACAGGAUAUAGAGAAGAUGGUUGCUUAAUCAUUAGAGAAGGCAAUAAUAUUAAUGCAUAAUUAUUUGUGAUAUAGCUAGGGUGAUUCUUAAUUAUUCAGGAUUUUAUUAAAUGCUGUUGCAAAAUCAUUUAUUGUAAGUUUUUAACUGGAAAAUUGUAUAAUGUUCACUUCCAAAUCCCAAGCAGUUCUGUCAGUUUGUUAAUGGAAAUAUAUGAGAGAUUGAUGACACUGAAGUAGGAUAUUUUAUUUUACUUUUAAAUAUUCAGAAGAAGAUGCUCAAGCUUCUCAUUUCCAAAUGUUGAAAUAACUUCUUUCAGGAUGUGUUGAGGGAUUUAUUUUUAAUCCCUGAAUGUAUAGAUUUAAUGAACUCCAUCUGGUUUCUGCAUUAAUUCUGGUAAAUUAAAGAUUUAGUAAAACCUGCAUCAGUUUUAUGCUGCAUUUUGAAAUACAGAUGCUGAAUACUGUUUUAAAAAAAGGCUGAUUUAAUAGAGUGUUUUGAUGUACUGUUUUAUAGCUAGAAAUAAAUUUGAGUAAUCCUG